AUGGGCUCUCACAGGCAAAGCUUUCAAUGCUUUGACGCCAUCCUGGAUGAUCCAUCCCUCAAGCCUUCUUUGCCCUAUGGACACCGCUCUGUAGCAUCACACAUGAGCUCUCCAGCUUCCAAUAGACUGGAGGCACUGGAGGAUCGCGGAUGCUACCUGUGUGCUGAUCACCAGCAGGCCACGUCGAUGACCUCGGAGGCAUCAGGAGCUUACACGACCCCAUGGUAUCAUUUUCAGACACAUCCACACUCUCACCAUUAUAUGACCAGAAGGCCCGCCCGACCAGAGGAAAGCACUGGAGAGUUUGAGGAUCACCACCAUCACCAUCACAAGCACUCCAGUAGAAUAGUGAUUGUGAAGAACAGUGACCCGUCGGUCCAGAGGACCAUUGUGCUACAUCGCAGGAGUUUGCGCAGUUUCGGACUUUUCAUGGAUGAGGUUUCUCAACUUAUGCAAUGUCUCAUCAGGAAACUCUACACACUGGAUGGCAACAAGGUUGACAGCGUGCAAAGUCUGCUGCAUUGCGCUGGUAUUUUAGUCUGUGUGGGACGUGAGCCUUUCCACCCACUUCUGUUGGACAGUUUUAGAAAAAACUCCUACGACAAACUUCCAAAGCUGAACAUAAAGUCACGCUCUAGUGCUGGCAGUGAUGAUAAUGGAGCCAAGAAAAAUGUCGAUUUUGGACUUGAAACCAAGCGAAGCAUCAUUCAUCCAAGAUGCGAUUCAAGCAACAGGUGUGCAAGGUUGGCGUCAUCUGAGAAAUUAUUUUCAAAUGGACUCAACUCAAUGCCACCAGGGAAUGCGGGCACUUGCCCUCGCGCAAGAGAAGGUAUGAUGGAUGAUGACAUAGAAAAGCGAGUCCUAGUAAACAAAGACGGAAGCCUGUCGAUGGAGAUGAAAGUGCGCUUUCGACUCCUACAUGAUGAGACGUUGCAUUGGUCCACAGAGAUCAAGAAGUCAACAAGCACUUUGAAUGAAUGCCAUACAGCACAUGAUGAUGCCUACUGCCUUUCUCACGGUAGUACUGACAGCUGCUCAGAAGUAGAGUCCCCUUCUGCUUGUGAGGCAGAAGAAACAUACAACACCAAACGCUACCAAAAACAUUUUGAGGAACCUCAUUGCUAUCACUGCUGUGCUCAGUGCCAAGAGUACGACAUGAGGAAUAAUCCAAUCCUUCCUGAUCAAACCGCUGUGAGACACAUCAAAUCCUCAAGCUCAAGUGCAUCUUCACGCAAAAUAGUAUGCAAAAAGGCAUCCACCGAUAGCAUGCACACAAUGUCCAGUGAGGAAUACACAGAACAUGUUGUUGAAAAGGUCGAACAGACCUUUGGGAAGCAGAACAACACCAGUAUUAAACAUUGCACCACCCACUGUUGUUGUAGACAAAGUCAAGUACGCUUAGUGUCCGCAAAACCAAAAUGCACAGGUUCAACAGAACAAAAGUAUAAAGUACCAGAAAAGAUGGAAGUGUCUGAUACGGACGAGAAUAAACCAGACAACUCUAAAGACUCACAAAAAGAGAAAUUAAUUCCACAGAUCGCUCAACCCGUUGUGAAAGAUGAGAGGCCCCUGUCCACAGUGAGCUCUUCAUCACAUAUUCUGGCCUCAUUAAAAGAAGAUCAAGAUGAGGAAGAUGUAGACAUCCUUGGAAGCAUCUCAAGAGCAUCCCUUGAUAGUGGCCAGCAAGAGGAUGAGGAUGGCAGAGAUGCUGAAUCGAACCAAUGCUCUGCUACGCACUUCAGAUCCCUUGCAUCUAUGAAACCUUUGCCACCAAACAAAACUUCACCACUGGGACGGCCCAUAGUAUUCAGAAAGCUUACCUCAAUAGAAAUAGACGUGGACAGAGAUGAUCAAAAUGUCAGGGCUGGUAGUGCAGAAUCUGAUCCAUCUGAAGCUCUGUCGGGACCCAAAAAGUGUAAAUGUUCACAUUUAGACGACACAGAAAAUAAUGAAUUAAUGGCAAAUGACCAAGAAGAAGAAGAUGCUGAGAUCAAAAUUGAUAAAAAUACUGGAGAAAUAAGAGAGGGGACACAUAGGGAGAUGUUAGCCAAAUGUAAAACAUCUUCAAAAUCCCCAUCCAAGUUAUCACUCUGUUCUCAAGAUGAUCUUGCUUCCGAGAAUACUGAGGGACAUCAGGACAUAACAGAUGAGAGAUCAUCAAGUUCUAUAUCCAUUAAAUCAAAUACCUCUGAUAAAUCAGAUAAAUCCAAUGUUGCAGAAUUACUUGAACAGGAAUGUCCUGUACAUGAUGAAAGAGCACCCAGUGCCAUCUCAAUAGAGUCUCAUAAAUCAGAGAACUCUAAAUCUGAAAUGUCUGAAACUUCACAUGAGGACCAGGAGAAUGAAGUGAGAACAUCAAGUGCCACGUCUGGUAAAUCGACCACAUCUGUCAAAUCCAAAAGAUCAAAAAUAUCAGAAAAUAACUUUGACGAUUUUGUUAAAUUACAUGACAAUGUUGAGGAUAGGACAAUGAGUCCUAUGUCUUGUAAGUCAAAUAUUUCAGCAAAUUCAAGUCGGUCCAAAGAGCCACAGUCUGAAGAAAAUAAAUCACCAGAUGAGCUAAUAGAAGAGAGAGCAUCAAGUGUUAAAUCUGCAAUGUCAAACAGAUCUGUAAUCGAAGAGUUUAAAGAUCAAACCGAGGGGAGGGCUUCCAGUGCCAUUUCAUUAAAAUCCAAUACUUCUGAUAGAUCUAAGACGUCAGUUGAGCUUAGUGAGCUUGAAGAGCACGAGCUAGACAGAGUUUCCGUGGACUCCCAUAUCUCACAAAAAUCUAAUUCUGAGAUUUCAGAAGCAUCUUCUUUGCAAAUAAGAGAAGAAGAAGAGCUGCAGGAACGAACUCCAAGUGCCAUGUCAGCCACAUCAUUGCAGUCACUCAAAACAACCCUUUCAGAUGUUCAACCAACAACUGUGGAACCACACAAUGGGCAGCCUAAAGAAAGAGCACAGAGCGUCAUGUCUACCAAAUCCAGUGCAUCUGUGAAAGUAGAUGCACCUGAAGUGGAAAGUGAACUACCAAGGGAGAGAUCUCCAAACUCUAUGUCAUCAAUGUCGCAUAUUUCAGCCAUAUCCAAAGUUUCAGAAGACGAUGAAAAACAGAUCCAAGCAGAGGAUGAAGAGGAAGUUCAGGAAAGGGCAUCAAGCGCUAUCUCAGCUAAGUCUAAUAUAUCUUCAAGAUCAAGAAAAUCUGAGACUGCGCCAACACCCAUUGAAAUGUCAGGAGAAGAAAAUAAGGAACGAACGCUUAGUGCUAUGUCCAGCAAAUCCAAAGAUUCCUUAAGGUCAAAUAAGUCCAAAGGACAUUUGGAACAUGUGAACACAGGGGAAACAGGAAAAAGAGCCUCCAGCACUGUGUCUGCUAAAUCUGAGGGUUCCACAGAUGUAGAGCUAGAACAAAGAGCAUCAAGUGCAAUAUCAGCUAAAUCAAAUGCUUCUGAAACAUCAAAGAGGUCCAACAUGUCAAAGGUGGGAGAAGAUGAGGUUAAAACAUUACAAGUCCAAGAUGAUGACCAGAUGUCUGCAGAAUCAUACAACUCAGAGACAUUUAAUACAUCAACUAAAUGUGAAGAGAAAGAGGAAAGAACACCAAGUGCAUUAUCAACAAAAUCUAAAUCCUCUGUGAAGUCAAAUAAAUCCAAAGCACCUGAAUUGGCAGCUGUUAAAAUUGUGGCUGAAGAACACGAUUUAAGAUCUGCAAGUGCAAUGUCCUCUAAAUCCAUAUCUGCAAAAUCAGAAAAAUCGGAGGUCUCCGAUUUGGUCCUAGAAGAACCUGUAGAAACAGAUGAACACAAAGAAGGCAGAACUCAAAGUGCAUUGUCAGCAAAAUCUGCUGAGUCUGAAAUCUCAGUUGUUACUGAGGAAGUUGCAGAAGAUCGAUCCCUAAGCGGCAUGUCAUCCAAAUCCAACGCAUCUAAAAGAUCAAAAAAAUCGAAUUCAAUAGCAGAACACCAAACAAAGGAACGGGCUCAAAAGAGGACAAAACAUUCAGAUAUAAUCCCUGAUGUAACAGGUUCUUAUAUAGAGGAGAAAGCACCAAGUGUGGUAUCAAUUACAUCUGUAAAGUCUAAGACCUCAAAUGCUUCAGGUGUUGUUCCUGAAGAAACUGAAAUCACAGAUAACAAAGAUGACGAGGCAUCUGUUAACUUAAGCAAUGUGCUUGCAAACUCAAAUGUUUCCACAAGGUCUAAAAGCUCAUUCUCAGAAGCUGAAGAAUCUGAAAAAAGAUCAAUAAGUGUUUUAUCAAGUGCAUCAGCAGAAUCCAAAGUGUCCAAAGCAGAUGUGGAGAAAAUAUCAAAUAGAUCAAAGAACCAGUUGUCAGCUAAAUCAGAUGUAUCUGCAAGGUCCAAGAACUCAGUUUCUGAGGGUGAAGACAAUACACCUACAAAUUGGAGUCCAGUGUCUGGUCACUCAAAAGCAUCUCAAGCAGACUCAAAUAAAUGUGUUUGUGGAGCGGUUAAAUUGAGUCCAAUUGUGUCAAGUCCUCUGUCCACAAAGUCAGCAAAGUCCAAAAUAAGCUCAUUUGUUACUACUUCUGAGAGAGCUUUGACACCAACAAGCACAUCAGUUUCUAUUGGGAUUGUAGAUGACUGUGAGGUUGAUGAUGAUGAAGGUACUACUUCAGUAAAGUCUAAAACAUCAGCAUCAUCAGAAACAUGUCAUAAUUCUCAAAAAGAUUUAUUAGAAUCCCAACUACAAAUGAUGAAAGACAGAGCAACACAGAAACCAGAGGCAAGACCUAAAAGUUUCACAAUGGCUAAGUCAAAUAUUUCUGAAAGAUCCAAGUCCAAACAAUCUCAUUGCAAUGCUACAGCUCUAGACACAAACCAGAGAGAUGAACCAUCCGCCAAUGAUUCAGUGAGGCAAAUCUUUCCAACCCAAGAAAUUCGAUCAUUCAAUGAAGCAUCCAGUAUGCCUGCCCACUCUUAUGCAGGGAUCGCAGGUCAAAGGGCACCUGAAAGUCCAGAUGUUACCCAUGAUUUUCUAAGUAUUUGUCCAAAAUGCAGUUGUACACCAAACAGAGGAAAAUCAUCCACAGUAUUAGUCACUCCUACUUCACCUUUCUCAAGUGCCUCAGCUUUCUCAGACUCUGGAUCUGGAAAAAACAAAAAUUCUGCAGAAAUCAUUGACAGACCAAAUAGUAAUGUAUCCAAUUCAUCUCAUUUGCAAGUAAAUGAUCAAAAAAUAAGUGUUGAAGUAACAGUUAACAGUGGAGGUUCACAUUCAGGAAAAAGCAAAAAAAAAUGCAAGCCUUCACAAUCAAUUGAAGAAGAUAGGGUCAGGUGUCAUUCAGCAACUUUGUCAUUGACCUCCACAAACCGGCUUAGUCCCAGCCCACCAAAAUCACCCAAAAAAUCAAAAAAAAAUAUUAUUCUACAUGUUGGCUCCAAAGAUAGCGUGCCAUCUCAGAAUGUCAUUGACCAAAGUGGACAAAACAUUGAAAAUAAGAAUAUAGAACAACCUAAAUCUAAUAGACCUGAAAGAACACACAAUGUCCGACCCGACACAAUGCAAAAUGUCACUGACAAAAGUGAAAAGGGUAGCAAAUGUAGAAAAAGAAUAGGAAGCAGCUCUUCACGUCAAAUGAUGAAUGAUGAUGCAGCAGAGUUGAGUCCUUCUUGCUUGCCAAAUUCCUCUCCAACUGAGGUGGUAAAUGAAUGGCUCAUGAAAAUUCCAUCAGAGACUGACUUGUGUGAUUUGGAAGAUGAAUUUCAUGAAAACUUUGAUACAACAGAGCCACUUUGCACAUCACAUGUGCCUUCAGUAGAUGAAAAUGUGCACAGAGAUUUGAAAGAAUAUGAUGUAAUCAAGCCUGAAAAACAAAACGAUGUGGAUAAUUCUCAUCUGGCAAGUGCAGAAGGAACUGUUGACAAAAAAUCUCAAGAGAAUCAUGCAAUUCGUGAAGAUGAUCGACAGCGCAUUCGCCCUCAAGCAGCGGAGGAAUCAAAAGUAUUGGAUUCCUCAGUCCUGGUAAUGAAAGUCUUGCUGAGUCCCACAAUUGACAGAUGCAACAGCUUACCAGAGGUGUCUCCUGUGUACGGACGUAAACUCAGCACAUCGGCACAAGGCCUUUUAGAUUGUCUGGCAAAACUGCAGUUGUUAGACUUUGGCCCGAGUGAUGAAAUCAGUAAAAAAGCUAAAUACCAAGACUCCAUGAGCAUGCUAAAGUCCCUUUGGCUUUGCGAUCCAAAAGAUCAAAAUUUUAAAGAUCAACAGCCUCUGGAUAAGGAAUUCAAAGCCAGGUCAUCCUCAGGAGUAGAUGUUAACAGUGGCUCAACAAGCUCUGGGAAAAGUAGUGUUUUGGGUGGCGUCCAAGCCCAAACCAAAGCAGAAUGUGAAGGCCCUGAUACACUCACAAAGGUAAAGGAAGUUGAUGAGACAGCACAAGAAGAACGCUCAGAAACACCUGAAUCAAAAUGUAAGUCACCCACUCCCUACAUAGCAAGUCAAGCUCGGUGGACCCCUGUGGCUGGGGCAAAGGGUCCAGUUGAGGAGAUGAUAAAAGAUGAUGUGACAGGCUCUGAUGAGACAAUCAGGAACAAUGAUAGUCCAAGGGAACUCAUGGAAACACCUCUCUCAUCCAACAUGAGUUCUGGAAAUUAUCCCCAAAAUAAGGAAACUGAAACCGAUCAUCCAGAGGAUUCAAGUUCAGGCAGCCAUCCAGCAUUACAAAGACCACAAUUAUCAAAAAGGUUUUCUCAAGACCCUGAUCCUGUAUGGGUGCUAAAUUUACUGAAUAAAUUAGAAAAGCAAUUUAUGACACAUUACGUCAAUGCAAUGGAUGAGUUUAAAGUCCGCUGGAAUCUUGAUGACAAUGAGCAGCUUGACAUCAUGAUAUGCGAGUUAAAAGAUGAUGUUCGCAAACGCAUACAAUAUAGUGUAAACAGGGAGCUCAAAAAAAUUAGAGGAAGAGCAGGGAGACCGAGACCACCAAAAGAGGCGAUGUCACGUGAAUCAACAGUUCAAACCGAGCAAAGGCGGAGGCGUCUGAAAGUCAUGCGCAACCAAUCAGUUGACCCACAGCCUGCAAAAAGUGAAGAUGAAUAUACAGCCACAGGUACAGAUUUCAGUGAUCAACGCAGCGAUGAUGAAUAUUGCCCUUGUGACACAUGCUUGAAAAAGAAAAUGGUAUCGAAGCCUGUUGUACCUGUGGAAACGUUCAAUUCUGCACCUGUGAUGCUGGACUUUGAUUUAAGAAGAAUUCUCCAGAUUAAGAAAUCUGCUCCAAACAAUGAAAAGGCUAAAAAUGAAUGCAAAGUCAGUAAAAUGGACGAUGCAGAAAAAAAUGUGCCUCUUGAGGUUGUCAAGGAGGAGGAUGACAGAGAGGUAACAGAUGCCUUCACAGCUCAGGAAAGUGAGAAAGAAGAUGAUGAGGAUAGAAAAAGUGUCAACUGUGAAAAGAUAGAGGAUUCUUUUGAGAAACAGUCAGAUACAUCUUUAAAGAAAGAUAUGAAUGAAGAAGUAGAAAUAAUGUCCAGCAUGGAAGUGGUUGAAGUUGGGGAAAUUUCUGAGAGCAACAUGACUGCUGAACAACAAAAGGAAGCUGAAAAAGAAAAUGAGGAAAAGGGUAAUAAUGAGGCAGAUUCUGAAAAUUAUAACAUAAGUGGAGAUGUCAGUGAUGCCAUGCAAGUUGAAACUGAAAGAGGAAAAACAAAGGAGUGGGCACAAAAAGAACAAACAGAGCAUAAUAGAAAUAAUGCAGAUGAAUCCGAGAAUGGUGAGACAGUUGAUGAUGAAACUGCAGAAGAGGGUGAGAUAUCUGAAGUAAAAAUGACGGAUGAGAGUGAGACAGCUGAAGAUGAACCUGCAGAAGAGGGUGAGAUAUCUGAAGUUAAAACUGCGAUAGAGAGUGUGACAGCUGAAGAUGAACCUUCAAAAGAGGGUGACACAGCUCAAGAUGAAACUGAAGAAGAAGGUGAGACAUCUGAAGUAAAAUUUGAAGAGGAGAGAGAGACAGCUGAGGAUGAAACUACAGAAGUAGGUGAGACAUCUGAAGCUAAAACUGCAGAGGAGAGGGAAACAGCUGUAGAUGGAGCUGCAGAAGAGGGUGAACGAGUUGAAGAUGACACUGGAGAAGAGGGUGAGACAUCUGAGGAUAAAACUGCAGAGGAAAGUGAGGCAGCUGAGGAUGAAAUCGCAGAGGAGAGUGAGAUGGCUGAAGGUGAAACUGGAGAAGAGGGUGAGACAUCUGAGGUUAAAACUGCAGAGGCAUGUGAGACAGAUGAGGAUGAAACUGCAGAAAAGAGUGAGAGUGCUGAAGAUGACACUGCAGAGGAGAGUGAGACAGCUGAAGAUAAAGCUGCGGAAGAGGGUGAUACAUCUCAAGAUGAAACUGCAGAAAAGAGUGAGAGUGCUGAAGAUGACACUGUAGAGGAGAGUGAGACAGCUGAAGAUAAAGCUGCGGAAGAGGGUGAUACAUCUCAAGAUGAAACUGCAGAGAAGAGUGAGGCAGCUGAAUUCGAAACUGCAGCAGAUGGUGAUUUAUCGGAAGCUAAAACUGCAAAGGGGAGUGAGACAGCUGAGGAUGAAUCUGCAAAGAAGACUGAAGAAGAUGGUGAGAAUGCUGAAUCUGAAACAGCUGAAGAAAAAACUGCAGAAAAUAGUGAAACAGUUGCGAAUGAAACUGCAAAAGAUGAACACAAUUCUGAAGAUGAAACUGCUGAAAAGAUUGAAACAGCUGAUGAUGAGACUGCAAAAGAUGAAACUAAAGAUGAAACUGCAGAAGAUGACCAAACAACUGAAGAUGAAAGUGCAGAAGAGGAUGAGACAGCUAAUGAUGAUACUCAAGAAGAACAUGAAACAUCUAUAAAUGCAUCUGUAGAAGACGACAAAACUGCAGGAGAUAGUGAUACAGCUUCUGAUGAACAAACUGCUGAGGCUAAAUCUGCAACCGAUGGGCAGUCUGCGGAGAGAUUAUCAGCUGAAGAGGAUAAGACAGCAAAAGAUAAGCAGAGUGUUGAAACUUCUGCAAGAAACAGGGAGUCUUCUGAUCAUGAAACAACAGAUGAACUAAAACCUUUUGUGAAAGAUGGACAACCUCCUGAAGCAGAAACUGCAGACGACAUUGAGACGGCUGAUGAUUCUGAAGGUGAAACUAUAGAUGAGGAUACAAAUAGCACUGACAAUAAAGAUGAACUGGCUGAAGAAAGAGUAACACCUGAUGAUAAAAGCACUGAUGACGAUGAGGAGACUGAUCGAGCAGAAAGAGCAGAUGAGGAGAGCACUGAAUCUGUUGAAGAUGUCUCAUCCAAAGCAGAAGAAGAUCUUACAGAAGAUGAAGAAAAUGCUGAAGAGGACAUACCAGAGAGUCACUCUGAACUUGAGGAGGUCAAGGAAACUGUUGAUCAUAAAAUAGACGUUCUUUCCAAUCCUGAUGACACUGAAUGUGAUGAUGUCAUUGACCUAAAAGCAGAUAAAACAGUGGCUGAAGAGGAAACUCAGUUUAAGAAUGAGGGAGAUGUUGUCAUAGAUAGUAUUGAUGAAAAAGAUAAAGAAAGUGGAAAAGAAGAUUAUGUAGAAGAGGUACUAGGAGAUAAAGGAUGCCAUGUUGCAGACAGUGGUGAAUCAGCUGAAGGAGGAGAUGAGGCUGAAGAUGACACGGAACCAGAUAUGGAGAUAGAUGAAGGGAAACACAAUGGGAACGUUCAGGCUUCAGAGUCUACUUUACAGCCUAAGCAAGAAAAUGGUAAAUCAGAUAAGACAACAGUCACUUCAUUUGAUGUUGCAGAAAAUCACAACUCGGUGUAUGAUGCUGAUGUAGAAGACUCAGAAACUGAUGUACACAACCAGAUCCAAGAACUCAGUUCUGAGUCUGAGAGCAAGCCACAAACGACUGUGCGCAAAACUUUCAAGAUGCUCAUUCACACUCUGGCUUUCCUAAAACCCACAGCCACUCAACGGCCAAAAGAGGAAGAAGAGGAAGAAGGGGACGAUGAGGAGGAACAUGAAGAGUCAUCAGAGGAGAGUGAUAAUACAGAAGACCGUUCAUUUGUGGAGAAAGAGGGAUGUCGAAAAGAGAAGGGGGAGCUGUCAGAUAUAACAGAGGAUACAGGAGAAGAGGAGAACCGGGAAACUGAGACAGGCAACACAAACAAAGAUUAUUCUGAGUCUGAAAAUGCCUUAGAAAAACAGUUCACAAAGUCUUCUAUGGAAUCUCAAUCAGGUUCCUUCGAUGAGGUUCUUGAUGAUCAGGUAAAAAGUCUGACAAUUUCAAAUCAUGUGACUGCGAAGUUUAAUCAGUAGAAUUCAAAGCUAAUCUCUGAGAAGCAAACCAAAGAUUAUCUAAAGCAUGAAAUGGUUGGAGGUUCUAGACAGGCAUGUUACUUAUACAGUGAUCUUAGACUAAAUACAAUAAGCUUAAAGUGAUGCUCAUCAAGAUGACCUCGAGUUUAAAGAGCAACCUUUUGGUUACAUAUAUUAUUAACCAAAGAAUAACUUGCACUUUACUAUAUAUUUAUGCACAUUACAGUAUACAUAUAAUUGCACAUUAUGAAUACUCUGUAAAGGGAAUUUCUUUAACUUGAAGAGCUAUACAAAUUUCUAGCUUAAAACCAAGAAAGUUUAGAGUUUUCGCAAGUUUCUGUUAAAACAGAAUAUUAAAUGUAUAAUACAGUCAGUAGCCAGGUAAAGGACUGCUGACAAAGGGAUAGUAAUAUAUCACACUGCACUUUCACUGUACAUGUGUACCUCUAUAUAAAUGUACUGAAAAUGUAUUUUAGUAUAUACAGAAUCAUAUACCAACUUGUAUUAUGUAAAAUAUAUACAGUACCAACAUGUAAAAGUAUUCGGUGGCCUGACAUUUUACGUCACAAGUGUGAAUAGAUAAAAAUAAAUGUGUCUUUUGAAAAGAACUGGAAAAGCUUAAAAAUAUAAGUGGGUACUUGGGGAUCAUACCUUAGUAUGAAAAAGGAAAGCUAAAUACAAAACACAAGACCAAUCUCACUUAGAAUACAUACAGUGAUACUUAAGUAUAUCAAGGCAGUGCAGAUGAACUGGACAGAUCAAGGCCAAUUUAUUUGAUUUCCUAAAAUACCCCAAAUAUUUAGGAUUAAGGUGCACAUAUUGAGACAUUUCUUAGAUGUUUUGCCACAUGCAUUUAUGCUGUGUAUUUCUCAUCUAUUAACCCCUGGGCGUUGUGCUGAAAAUAUUAUAGGACUGUAAUCGCAAAAGAACAAUCAAAUAAAAUUAUGAUUAAUCAUCAAAUAAGAAGGUUUCCACAAACUUGGGAUGAAGGUAUAAAAAGUUUAUUUUAGCAUCAUGGCACAUGAAUUAUGAACAUCUGUAGUGUUAUCUUUCUGUUGUGUUAUUAUAAAACUCAAUUUUGGGGAUGUACCAUCAUUGCUGGCCAAACAAUUAG
Triplophysa dalaica is the source of this 11350-nucleotide messenger RNA. RefSeq names its product rp1 like 1b (gene rp1l1b). Bases 1 to 10236 code for a protein of 3411 amino acids. NCBI's taxonomy places the organism in Eukaryota, Metazoa, Chordata, Actinopteri, Cypriniformes, Nemacheilidae. Gene Ontology annotation, biological process: intracellular signal transduction; photoreceptor cell development; retina development in camera-type eye. The transcript is spliced from 4 exons. Gene Ontology annotation, cellular component: axoneme. The record is from RefSeq and is a predicted model, not a curated record.